AUGGUCUAUCAUGGAGCAAUAAAGGAGACACUUCCAUAUUUUACUAACCUUGGGUAUGUUUGUGAGGAGCAUGACAAUCCUGCUGACUUCCUACUUGAUGUUAUUAAUCAGUGUGAAGGACAGACAUCAGCCACUGCAGAUCUGUUAGCUAUUGAGUCAGAGAUGGUUCCUAUUGAUUUGUCCGAUAGUUACAUGUACCUAAAGUCCAGAGAGUAUGGGGACACUAGGAGAGAGUGUGAUAGGAUCAUUGAGGGACUGGAGAAGAAUGAGCGAGGAGUUAAGUUCAGUGGUUUAAGAGGAAAAUAUGCUACUAACUUCUUCUGGCAGUUAUUAGAUGAUGAAGGUGUUCAUGAUGAUGAUGGUGAGGAGAUGACCGAGUCAGAGUUGCUAGAGUAUCAGUUGUUCCUCAAGAAGUUACAGAGCAGUAGUUCAGGUCGAGUGGUGACUGUUGCUACUGCUCCAUCUGACAGAUGUAGCUCAUACCUCAAACACAAUCACUCAAAAGUGGGUGUGGAGAGUGUCAUUGCUAUGACGACAUCAACAAGUAGUCUUAACGAGGAAUUGAGACCGUCUUUGUCCAGUGGUAGUUUGACUGGUGCGAGCGAGAAGGAGCCAAUCAGAAUGGAAGAUAUUGGAAUUGAAGAAUGCAAUAAUGAAGAAGAUUUAUCAAUUACUGAUAGUGGGGUCAAUGGAUACCAGUCCAAACCUCAGUCUUCAUUGAGAAGGAAUGAGUCUCGGUCUUCAAGGAGGAACAGGUUUCAGUCUACAGAAAAGAAUAAUGAAAGGUCUCGGUUUAAGAGGAAUGGAUCUGGGCCUAACAGGAAUGAGUCUCAGCCUGAAAGGAGUGAGGAGUAUCAGACUACUGCUAAUCUUUCUUCAGUUUCAAAUGAAUUGACGUUAGUCGGCGUCGGCAUAUCAGAAGAGAAGGAGGAGGAGGAGGGAGAGGAUUUUCCUCAAGCAAUGGAGAGGGAUAGCAGUAAGAAUAUCAAUAAUGAAGUACAUGUACUGCAUGAAAUGGAAAGAGGAGAGGAGGAGCAGGAAGAGGAGGAUAGAGUUGAAGGUGCUCCUGAGAUACCAUUACUGAGAGUCAAAUCAACUACAAGUCUUUAUGUACCAGAUUAUGAGUAUCUUACUCUAGUAAGAGGAAGAGAGCCACUCCUUCAUAUGCUGCUCAUUGCAUUAACAGUUCAACUGCUCUUGGACCACCUUGUCCUCUGUAUGGGGUCACACAACCAACUGAAGCUGAAAAGUGUAUUACCGUCUGGAGGUGUUCAGUUGGCUUGUGCUGAUCUCCUUAUAAGGAAAGGAGCUAAUAUUGACCAGCAGGCUAUAGAUGGUUCAACAGCAUUACACAGUGCAUCAGUAGUUGGCUCGGUCUCUUUUAUUCAGUUACUAUUAAUGAAUGGAGCUAAUCCUAAUGCUAUAGAUAAUGAUAGUGGGCUACCAUUACACUGGGCUACCAUUACACUGGGCCAUUGCAUCACAUUCUGUUGA
This is a messenger RNA of Amphimedon queenslandica, 1494 nucleotides long. RefSeq lists its product as uncharacterized. The record is from RefSeq and is a predicted model, not a curated record. The transcript has 8 exons. The coding region runs from base 1 to 1494 and encodes 497 amino acids. Gene Ontology annotation, molecular function: protein binding. NCBI's taxonomy places the organism in Eukaryota, Metazoa, Porifera, Demospongiae, Haplosclerida, Niphatidae.